AUGAGGCCGCGGCCCGACGGUAGGGGGCUCCUAGCGGGAGCCGCGCUGUCGCCCGCGCUGCUCCUGCUGCUGCUGCUGCCGCCGUCGCCGCCGCUGCUGGGGCGCCUGUGGGCAGCGGGCACGCCCGCGCCGUCGGCGCCCGGGGCUCGGCAGGACGGCGCGCUCGGCGCGGGCCGCGUGAAGCGCGGCUGGGUGUGGAACCAGUUCUUCGUGGUGGAGGAGUACACGGGCACCGAGCCCCUGUACGUGGGCAAGAUCCACUCGGACUCAGACGAGGGUGACGGGGCCAUCAAGUACACCAUCUCAGGCGAGGGUGCGGGGACCAUCUUCCUGAUCGACGAGCUGACUGGUGACAUCCAUGCCAUGGAGCGCCUGGACCGGGAACAGAAAACCUUCUACACGCUGCGGGCCCAGGCCCGGGAUCGCGCCACCAACCGCCUGCUGGAGCCCGAGUCGGAGUUCAUCAUCAAGGUGCAGGACAUCAAUGACAGCGAGCCCCGCUUCCUGCACGGCCCCUACAUCGGCAGCGUGGCCGAGCUCUCGCCCACAGGCACGUCGGUGAUGCAGGUGAUGGCCUCGGAUGCGGAUGACCCCACGUACGGCAGCAGCGCCCGGCUGGUGUACAGCCUGCUGGACGGCGAGCACCACUUCACCGUGGACCCCAAGACCGGCGUGAUCCGGACGGCUGUGCCUGACCUCGACCGUGAGAGCCAGGAGCGCUACGAGGUGGUGAUCCAGGCCACAGACAUGGCGGGUCAGCUGGGUGGCCUCUCGGGCUCCACUACCGUCACCAUCGUGGUCACCGACGUCAACGACAACCCGCCUCGCUUCCCACAGAAGAUGUACCAGUUCAGCAUCCAGGAGUCGGCCCCCAUCGGCACGGCCGUGGGGCGAGUGAAGGCCGAGGACUCGGACGUGGGCGAGAACACGGACAUGACUUACCACCUUAAGGAGGAAAGCGGCAGCGGUGGCGACGUGUUCAAGGUCACCACAGACGGCGACACUCAGGAGGCCAUCAUCGUAGUGCAGAAGCGCCUGGACUUCGAGUCCCAGCCCGUGCACACCGUGGUCCUGGAGGCCCUCAACAAGUUCGUGGACCCGCGCUUCGCCGACCUGGGCACUUUCCGCGACCAGGCGAUCGUGCGCGUGGCCGUGACCGACGUGGACGAGCCCCCCGAGUUCCGGCCGCCCUCCGGCCUCCUGGAGGUGCAGGAGGACGCGCAGGUGGGCUCCCUGGUCGGCGUGGUGACGGCGCGGGACCCCGACGCCGCCAACCGGCCCGUCCGGUAUGCCAUUGACCGCGAAUCGGAUUUGGACCAGAUCUUCGAUAUCGAUGAGGACACGGGCGCCAUCGUGACUGGCAAGGGGCUGGACCGCGAGACGGCCGGCUGGCACAACAUCACAGUGCUGGCCAUGGAGGCGGACAAUCAUGCCCAGCUAUCCCGGGCGUCCCUCAGGAUCCGAAUCCUGGACGUGAACGACAAUCCCCCAGAACUGGCCACACCCUACGAGGCAGCUGUGUGUGAGGACGCCAAGCCAGGCCAGCUCAUCCAGACCAUCAGCGUGGUGGACCGGGACGAGCCCCAGGGUGGGCACCGCUUCUACUUCCGCCUGGUGCCCGAGGCUCCCAGCAACCCUCACUUCUCUCUGCUCGACAUCCAAGACAACACGGCCGCAGUACACACGCAGCACGUGGGCUUCAACCGGCAGGAGCAGGACGUGUUCUUCCUGCCCAUCCUGGUGGUGGACAGCGGGCCACCCACGCUGAGCAGCACGGGCACACUCACCAUCCGCGUCUGCGGCUGCGACAGCUCCGGCACCAUCCAGUCCUGCAACACCACGGCCUUCGUCAUGGCCACCUCGCUCAGCCCCGGCGCCCUCAUCGCCCUCUUGGUCUGCGUCCUCAUCCUGGUCGUGCUGGUGCUGCUGAUCCUCACCCUCAGGCGCCACCACAAGAGCCACCUGAGCUCGGACGAGGACGAGGACAUGCGGGACAACGUCAUCAAGUACAACGACGAGGGCGGCGGCGAGCAGGACACCGAAGCCUACGACAUGUCGGCGCUGCGGAGCCUCUACGACUUCGGCGAGCUCAAGGGCGGCGACGGAGGCGGCGGCGGGGCCCGGGGGGGCGGCGGCGGCGCGGGCGCGGGCGCGGGCGCGGGCGGGGCCGCGGGGAGCCCCCCGCAGGCCCACCUGCCCUCCGAGCGCCACUCGCUCCCUCAAGGGCCGCCGAGCCCCGAGCCGGACUUCUCGGUGUUCAGGGACUUCAUCAGCCGCAAGGUGGCGCUGGCGGACGGGGACCUGUCGGUGCCGCCCUACGACGCCUUCCAGACCUACGCCUUCGAGGGCGCGGACUCGCCGGCCGCCUCGCUCAGCUCGCUGCACAGCGGCUCGUCGGGCUCCGAGCAGGACUUCGCCUAUCUCAGCAGCUGGGGCCCGCGCUUCCGGCCCCUGGCCGCGCUCUACGCCGGCCACCGCGGGGACGACGAGGCCCAGGCCUCCUAGCCCCGCCCCUGCCGUCGGGGGCUCGCCCGCCCAGGACCCACCGAGGACAAGGCAUUUCCCCGCUCGCCCCCUUCCCCAGCCCUCUCACCCUCCCCUGGCGGCCGGACGCGAGGGGGCCUCGUUAGGGGCGGACUCUUGGACCCCUCCUCUGGGGGCGCAGCCUCCAGGCCCAGAGGUGCAGAAUUACGACCAACGUCAUUAAAACUGAGGCCAGACCGGGCACUGCGUGGCUCUGGGGUUGGAAGGGGAGACGGGGGUGGCGUGGCUGCGUCGAAGGGGCAGGUUACUCAACCCGGGCUGCGGGGAGGAUGCUGCUGAGCUGUCCCCGCCCAGGCCUCCCCCCAUCCGAGUUCAGUGGAAGGAAGGGCUGUUCGUUACCGUGUGCUGGGACGCUGUACGGAGAUCCUCUUAGUCGUCAUAGAAACCAGGAAGUGGGGUCCUGCACGGAACAGAUGGGGAAAGCCCCCCGCCCAGAAGUGGCUGUGACCUGUCCAACGACACCUAGCCAGUGAAUGGUGGUGCGUCAGGCACGGACCAGCUGCGUGGCCUUGGGCAAGUCACCUCACUUCUCUGGGCCUGUUUCCUCAUCUGUCAAAUGAGGUUAAUAACAGAACCCACCUCAAAGAGUUGUGAGGAUAAAAAGGGUUCAUAUGCGUCACGUGGUUAGGACAGUGCCCGGCACAUAGUAGGUGUUCAGUAAAUGUUAGCCUUUGUUACU
Messenger RNA from Propithecus coquereli (Coquerel's sifaka), 3223 nucleotides. RefSeq names its product cadherin 22, type 2 (gene CDH22). The record is from RefSeq and is a predicted model, not a curated record. Gene Ontology annotation, molecular function: calcium ion binding; cadherin binding. Gene Ontology annotation, biological process: adherens junction organization; cell-cell junction assembly; cell morphogenesis. Bases 1 to 2505 code for a protein of 834 amino acids. NCBI's taxonomy places the organism in Eukaryota, Metazoa, Chordata, Mammalia, Primates, Indriidae. The transcript has 11 exons. Gene Ontology annotation, cellular component: plasma membrane; catenin complex; adherens junction.